UCCAAUUCGAAGAAGAACCGAGGUCUCGUAUCACGUCCCCUAUGCCAGUUUCUCGUGUCGAUAUCCGGAUAAAAUUCAAUGAUAUCCGAACAAUUAAGGGGUGCUCGCGUUGCGUUGCAAGAACACGAGCCCGGCUUCAAGUGCUUGGGGUCGAGAGAAGAGUGAAAAAGGGAGAGGAGGAGAGAAGAGAGAGGAUAGAAUAAACAGAGACAGAAAGGCAGAUCCAAAGAAGCUGUGCACGAUCUUCCACUACUACGCCACCACUACCACGUCCGAAGAGUCUGACAAGACCUCAUCCCUCAACAUAAUGCAACAGUAUCCCAAAGACCGGACGGGAUUCAACGUCGCCAGCUCCAAUUCCAAGAUAUUGUUGACCAACCUGAGAACCGUUUCAUCCUCCCCGAAUCUGAUACAGAACGAUGCUCUAACGUCGAUCCCUUUCGAGAUGAAGAACAGGGAUUCGAACGAAAGCGACAUCGCGGAACACUCGUCCACGUUCGUGAAAACCGGCCAAGUCCUGCCUAUAGUCGACAUCACCUGGAAUUACAACUCGUUCCGAUUCAAAACGUUCGAGGAAUGCCUGAGAAAUUGUUACGGGGACAAGUAUCCACCUGGUGAAGUUGUACUCAACUCGAUGCAGUUGAAUCUGUUGGACUCGUAUACGAACGUGACGUUGGACAUGGCCGGCCUCUUCGAUUUCGCCAAGGAGGAGAGCGAGUCCCAUUUGGAGACCGUGGAGACGAAGCAAGAAAUUGAGUAUCUUGAUCCGUUGGAUCACUUUGUCACGAAACAGCACUGCAAACCGGCCACCAUCGAGAGAUUCACGAAAACGGAUCACCGAACGGAUCACGAGGAGGAUCGGUGGCACAGCAUGGCGGCGUGGCACGACGAGGAGGAGGACGAUAUCGGGGCUGUGAUCACCGGUCGGGAAAAGAAUCAGCCGAAUCGAAGAUCCUUCAGGAAGAUCGAGGCUCCUCGCAAAUGCUAUUUGUCCUCGUCUCGGCGUGUUUGCAGGACGAAUGACUCUUGAUCGGAGGAAGGGGGAGGAAGAAAGCCGGGGAACAUGGCGGAGAACACGGCUGCUCCGGAGGAUCGAUUAGGGCAACUGGGCUGAUUGGGGUGGAAGGUGGUUGGACGUAAUAUUUGUCGUGAAAUUACGAUCUCUUCUUUUCUGAUUUUAGCGAACGAAGAAGAGUUUUCUUUGCGUUUUCUUUUUUUAAUAUAUAUAUAUAUAUAUAUAUAUUUUAUUUUUGCGUCGAUUGGUACUGAAAAGAGGUGAUCUCGAGAAAUUUAAGAUACCUCGGAGAUAAUACGAUUUAUUGUGUGGAAUACAUUGACGUUUUCAUAGUGUGAUUAAUAUUCGUGUAAAGUUACUUUUUAAUUCGUUAAUUUUAAUUCGUUACUUGCUCUUUUUUUGAGGGAUAUUUUAGUCUAGGAAACGGUGAACAAAUUUGGAAUAAAUUUUUGGUCAUGUCAAAAUGUGA
Messenger RNA from Apis laboriosa (Himalayan honeybee), 1484 nucleotides. RefSeq lists its product as uncharacterized. The transcript is spliced from 2 exons. NCBI's taxonomy places the organism in Eukaryota, Metazoa, Arthropoda, Insecta, Hymenoptera, Apidae. The coding region runs from base 308 to 1030 and encodes 240 amino acids. The record is from RefSeq and is a predicted model, not a curated record.